GAUUAUCGCCAUAGGCAACUAUUUUCUCAUCUCAUUUUCUCAUUUAUUAAUAGGUUAAGUCAUCUAUGACAUUUAGUAGGCUGUCAAGGAGUCGAGAAGUCACUUAAAUUAUUGCAGCAGUCAAGGAGAGAGCGUUUGUACUGUAAUUUUCAUCUUCGUCGAAACGGAUCCCGCCUGCUGACUCAAUUUCGAGAGGGCCGACAGGUUGCUUUGUUCUGAAUGGCUGGCUCUCAUCAUCUCACCUUUCCUAGUAAGAGCGAUAUCAUAAAUAGGCCCGUCUGCAGCCUGGCAUCACAGUAAGACACAGACUCAUUGCCGCAGAUUUACCGCACCUUCACUUUGAGGAUAUUAUACUAUAGAAACUAUCAUCAAUCUCAUUUGUAAACAAUUCAAUGUUCGUUUAUCAAAGGUGCUCUUUCAUUGGACUAACCUAGGAUAAUUCAACGGAUUUUUAUUCUUUAACCUGUUACCAGACAAAAAAUAAUCCUGAUAUUGCCUGACACGACAUAUAUUUUACUUUGAGACGACAACCAGGGCUACGAAGGUAAUUUGUUCAGCGUACACUCUCUCGAAUCGCCGUAUAAAACCAUGAUCGAGAUGUAUCGCGACCAGUUCGAGGAGUUUAAGGCAUGUGCAAAGCGAGGCUCGGUGGAUAGUUAUUUAAUCGGGAUUCAGAGGCACCAGUCAGAGCGAGUUAGAUCGAAGCGAAUGUCGGAUUUGUACGUGACAGCGUCCGCUCCUGGGAGCAGGGAGGGGACGCCUGUGGGGUCUUGUCGUGCGGAACCACAUCAUUCCAGGUCCCAUUCAUUCAAAUAUAGGAAACCUAAACAUCGUCCGACGGAUUUAGCGCUUGAAGAUGAAAUUCGGCCGAGAACGUCCAGUAUGCCCACGAGCAAGAAGCCGGCUUUCCUUAGCCCGCCGCCUUCAGCUCUGUGGCACAGUAAUCAUGGAACUGAUGAUGACCAUCCCCUGUACAGGGUCAGAAGCUUUAAGACUACAACAAAAGGAAUAGUUAACAGAGGUGAUAGCUUUAAAUCGCGCUCAACUAACAGUGUAGCGUCAACUGGUAGCUUUGGAAGUAUCGGUCACUUGUGUAACUCGCUGGACGACUGUCGUAACACUUCGAGUCAUGCGAGUGUCAAUUCCCACGGGAGCACGACAAAUUCAGUCGCCUCUUCAGUAGGGAAUCAAGUCUAUAAAGUUUUUAUCAUGGGAUCUUCGGGAGUGGGGAAAACAGCCUUAACUCAGCAGUUCAUGACGUCAGAAUACAUGGGUGCCUUCGAUACAAGUACAGCCAGAACCCCCGAGCCCGAAACACCCACAACGCCGAAGGCUUUAACGUAUGAGGAAGCUGAGAAAACGGUGUCCGUGCUGCUUGAUGGAGAGGAGUCCACGAUGGACAUUUACGAUCUUCCAACCAGCAGAGACCCAUCAGACCUAGGUGAUGCUGAUGCCUACGUAGUAGUUUACGACAUCACGAGUCGGUCCUCUUUCGACAACGCUGUGGACAUCCUGUUCAAUAUCAGGAAGCAGCAGUGCCGACAGGUGGCGCUGAUCUUAGUUGGAAACAAAAGUGAUUUGGUGCGAUCAAGACAGAUAUCAGAAGAUGAGGGGAAAGAAAUCGCCAUUUCGUACAACUGUAAGUUCAUCCAAACAUCGGCAGUUCUCAACCACCAAGUAGACGAUCUCCUUGUAGGGGUUCUUAGCCAGAUUCGACUUGCCCCCAAGCGGGAAGAGCUCAAACGAAUGAAGAGAAACAAGAACAAAAACGAGAACGGAUCACAAAAAGGCUCGGCGAAGAAACUGCUUAGUAAGAUCUUCCGAAAGGACUCGAUCUCCAAAUCAUGUGAUAAUCUGCUUGUGCUAUAAACAGAACUACUGUCGGUAUUUGUGGUUGGGAUGGCAUUAAUCGGGAACUGAAGAUUAGUGGAUUACGCUUCUUCGUAGACGUUGUAAUGUCGUUUUUAAUGUCAUGUCGAAGAGGUCGCCUGCACCGCGCCCAACCGAAUAUGUGUCAAUGCGGCUGGAAUCUCCCAUAUCGAUGUUGCCCUUUUGUAAUUAACUCCCCCUCGGAUUGAAAGUGUCAACGGUUCGCUUUAAAAUGGAGAUGAGAUACGGCCAUACCGCUCAGUCCCUCAGUUAAACAGUAAGAGAAACAGCAACUUACUAGAAUUUCGCAUAUGGGCACCAUCCAUAUAGGAGAAAUUCCGUCCGUGCCAUAUUGGCAUAAAACAAGAUGGGCGCGGCACACCCAGUGGCCUCACCUCUCAUCGUAUGUGACAACUGGGGGAUAGGAUUAAAAGACAUGACAUGAAAAUGGCAUCAUAACGGUGCUUUUAAGUGUCGGGAGAAAAUCCGACCAACGUCGGUGGACGGGUAAAAUUGAAUAGCCCGGCUGAACAAAGAACUUGUACAGACUCUUCUUCAUGUGCCUUUUCCAAAAGUAUUGCGAACCACGGACCACAGAAUAGUGCCGCAGGUUUGGUAUGACCGAAUAUGAAUUCAGGCUGGUUACUCUAAGGCUGAUACUAUAAUGGCGACAAAGAAUUUCUCGCUUUGAAAUGCGUUGGCCAUGUUGUUUAUACUGCUAUUUACCUGUUGUAUUUCUAAAUACUUAUCAUGCCAAGCGAACAUCUUAUAUUUUAUAAUCUACAUGUUGCCUUUUGUACGUGAACAAAGAUUGGAAAAGUUAAGAAAUAUGGUAUUCACCCGACUCCCAUGGCUUUUUUACUUUUUCAAUUAGAAUUUCCUUUACUCGAUUUAGUAGGUGGCGCCUCUGGUAAUUUAAGGAGGCACAUUCUCUUCCGUGUAUAUAUCUUGUCCUUUAGUUACACUAGCAUAUACCCGUGGCGCGGGCUGUUCGAGGUAUAAAAAUCGGAUUGUGUGGGUGCUGGUAUGUUGUUGGUUUGGUGUAAAUGGGGUGCUGGUUUGUGAGUAACACUUUUUUUCAUAGUUACAUGUAGGACAGCACUGGGUCCUUAGUAUAACCCCAAUCAUCCAUGUUGUUGUCUUGGGAAUAAUGUCAAUAAAAUGUGUACAAAGGCAAUGCGAUGUAUUGCUUGAAGGAUACCAUACAUCAUAAAUGAAGGUCGUCGCAUGAAACGUUUCAAAUGAAUGAAUUGUACAUAUCGUUGGUGCAAAUCAUAAAGAUUGCUUAUAAGCCAUCAUAUUUUCUUAGUAUUGCGACGAAGAUUUUGUGUUUUUCCUUGCCGUACCCCUUUUUGCCGGUUUAUUCGUUGUAUACUAAAGGUUCUAUGAAGUUUCAUCGAUGUCUUAAUUCUCCUCAAUAAUCCUAGCUGCCAAUUAUUUUGCCAUUGCCCACCCGUGCAAAUAUAACUUGUAACGUAAAAAAUAUACCCAGAUUAUAUACCACACGUACCACUGCUUUCAUGUAUUACACUGCUACUAUUUCGAUAUUUUUAUGUUAAUUUGUUGUCUUCGUGAUCCGGAUAGAUUUUGCUAUUUACAGUUACGCCGGCCGCUUUCCCACUGCACAUAGCUUGCCCUGUUCAAGCAUCUGGCUCUUACGGUCAUGUGUUGUUCACUGUAAAUAUAUUUUCAUUUCAGUUAACCGGAAAGUGUUACUUAUCUAGAAAUUUUGUUCGUUAGUUUAAGACGGCAUGGGGUGUAGGUCUACGAAAAUAACGUUGUUGGCACUGCGCGCAUGGAUCGGGUUAAUAACGGCGGGAAUUGUCGAUAUUAAUUUUUUUCGAUUGAGCAACUUGAGUUCGGAAGGAUUCGGGUAAAGUUCGAUGAUUUGUAAAAUAAGCGUUUCUAAAUAUCGAUAUAAUGUUUGCAGACAUGCAUUUUAAAUUUAAUAAAAUACUGUGUGCUGUGAACUACUCGUUUCUUGUCUUCUUUUUCGUCGGUCCAAAUUUUAUUCAUGUCGGCUUAAAUUAGGCUCAUUAACUGCAUAAUCAAUAUCUUCAGCAGUGCACAUCAGUUUCCGAUUCACCAUAUCAAAAACCCGGGUAUCGUAACAUAUAUAAAACCCUUUUGUAGUCAUGUUGCGUACGUGUAGACGCCGUCAGACUACAUCUGAAAGCGACCUUAUCAUUGGUUCGCAACCUGCCAAAUUCGUUGUGGUUGUCGAGUGCCGAUAUAGCCGAAAGCCCAGGACAAUUAACAACGUGUCGCAGUGGUACAUGGCAGUGGUACUUGUGUGUUUUCUGCUAUGAACUUAUCUAUGUUAUCAAACAUACCAUGUUAAGCCUUUGACUUUACCCGUCCAGUACUGCCACGCCAUGUUGUGUUAGUCUUUCAAACCGGGAUCUAUAAGUCAAGAUGGAGCCACCAGGUUUUAACAAUAAACUUCUUCAAGCCUGAGAGGGAGGGCAGAGAAUCAGGUUGCUGUUCAAGCAACUAGCUCUUACGGUCAUGGGGGUGGUUUACUGUAAAUAUAUUUUCUUUUCAGUUAACCGGAAAGUGUUACUUAUCUAGAAAUUUUGUUCGUUAGCUUAAGACGGCAUGGGGUGUAGGUCUACGAAAAUAACGUUGUUGGCACUGCGCGCAUGGAUCGGGUUAAUAACGGCGGGAAUUGUCGAUGUUAAAUUUUUUCGAUUGAGCAACUUGAGUUCGGAAGGAUUCGGGUAAAGUUCGAUGAUUUGUAAAAUAAGCAUUUCUAAAUAUCGAUAUAAUGUUUGCAGACAUGCAUUUUAAAUUAAUAAAAUAUUGUGUGCUGUGAA
Lineus longissimus is the source of this 4685-nucleotide messenger RNA. RefSeq names its product GTP-binding protein RAD-like. Bases 589 to 1869 code for a protein of 426 amino acids. Gene Ontology annotation, molecular function: GTP binding; GTPase activity; calcium channel regulator activity. Gene Ontology annotation, cellular component: plasma membrane. The record is from RefSeq and is a predicted model, not a curated record. Lineage: Eukaryota; Metazoa; Nemertea; Pilidiophora; Heteronemertea; Lineidae. The transcript has 5 exons.